AGGAGUGAAAACAUGACAGACAAUGUCAAUGUCAAGUUAAUAUUAUCAACAAUGAUUACAAUGAAAUGAUUUAUUGAAAUUAUAAGUUUUUUAAUAUGUUUUUAAUGUAGUAUAUUAAAUUUAUAACGUGUCGUUUACAUACAUUUAUAUCAAAAUAACAGACACAGGUACACCAUACAAUACAGUAAUGGUAAAUUAUUAAACAAAAAUAGGAGACCAAGAUUUUAUUCUAGGACAAAAUGCUUAUGAAAUUGGAGUUUAUAAAAAAUAAACAGUUGAGAAGGCUGGCAGAACAUACCUUUUAUAUCGCCAUUACUUUAAUACUUAUACCAUCAUUCCUUUACUUCGAACUAUGCAUUGUAUUACCAACAAUAGUGGAGCAGUGGAGCUUUGCGUUCUAUUGUCAUAUAGCCUGUGCAACGUUUCUGUUACUUAAUAUCAUGGGCAAUAUGAUCUAUGGGAUGUUUACAAAUACUACAAUAAGAGGUAGAAACCUUGAAGGAUUCAAUAAGGCGGACUGGACAUUUUGUAGUGUGUGUGAAUGUUUGAGACCACCGCGAGCUUGGCACUGUGACACAUGUGAUAUCUGUACUUUAAAAAGAGACCACCACUGCACAUUUUUCGCAUGUUGCAUAGGGUACUUUAAUCAUAGAUAUUUUAUGCUAUUCACUUUUUAUAUCUUUGUAGCUAUGUUAUACUCUUUAUUUUACAAUAUAAAAUUUGUAUCUGAAUUCAUAACAUGGAACCAUGGACUGAUAUUGGUUAAAUUUAUCUGUCCACUAGCUAGUAUUGUUAUUGACUUUGGAGAUGAAAGUCUUUAUGUUUUCUUGGUAGUCAUAAAUGUGUUAGUUGGCCUUUUCACUGGAUUUUUAUUCAUAUACCAUUUCAAUAACUUACUUAAAGGAAGAUUGGUUUAUGAAAGUAAAACUUAUACCAAAGAUUUUAUCCAUAACAGGGGUUGGAAGCUAAAUUUGACAGAAGUUUUUGGGGAGAGAUGGUAUCUGACUUGGAUUUCUCCCUUCAUCCAUAGUAAAUUACCAGGUAAUGGCAUUGAAUGGAAUGUAGAAGAUAAGUACAAAUUGUAUUAAUGAGCUUUCUAAGGAAGUAGAUUUAUACAACACUGAAUUACAUGCCACUAUAAUUAUGUUAUAUACUGCAUAGCAGGAAAUCAACGAAAGAUUCAGUAAUUAUAAGAAUAUGAUCUGAAGUUUUUGGAAAACUAUUUGCAUUUGUUUUGUUUCCAAAUUAUUGUUUUACCUAUUCAUCAUCAGAUAAGGCAAUCAUGUUAUUGUAGUACUCAAUAUGAUGAGUCAUUAACAACAAGGUACUUAAUGUCAUUGAUCAUGAACAAUAUAUGUAAUAUGUGAUUAUAUUGGUGCCAUUAAAAAUAUCUAAUGAGAUUAUACUCAUAUAUUUUAUUAACAUGUAAUAAUAAUUGCCUUACAAAGUGAUAUGCAAAACUAAGAUAGGAAUAAAAUAGUAUUAUUAUACACAAGUAAAAUAUUUUACAAAAGCACAAAUGGUUGUUAUACCAACUAAAUGUUAUAUUUGUACUUAUUAAAGUCUACUUAAAAUUAAUAUACUUAUAUUAAAUGUAUAACAGCAUUUACAACAUUUUAGAAUAAUAAUAAAUGAGACUUGUUGUUCAUUGUAUAAUAUAUUUAAUUCACCAGUGUAAAGUGUGGCAAUAAAGAUUUUACACAUUGA
Spodoptera frugiperda (fall armyworm) is the source of this 1707-nucleotide messenger RNA. Its product is annotated as probable palmitoyltransferase ZDHHC24. The record is from RefSeq and is a predicted model, not a curated record. The transcript has 2 exons. Lineage: Eukaryota; Metazoa; Arthropoda; Insecta; Lepidoptera; Noctuidae. Gene Ontology annotation, molecular function: palmitoyltransferase activity. The coding region runs from base 240 to 1088 and encodes 282 amino acids.